AAACACGACCAUGCUACGUAAAUUGCCAGUGUUUCUCUAAAUCCUCUGAUUCGUUGGCUGUUUUGUGGGAACAGCUGCGGUGACUAGGCAAAUGGCUUGGGAGCGAUCACCAGAGAAACGAACAAGCCGAAAAGAUAAGAAAAAGUGAAAUUGCAAUGGAAUUGGUCGGUGGGCGCAUCCUGCGGCUCUACAAAAAAUAGUGUAAACAUAUUGUAAAAGUAUGCAACAUAUUACCAAGUGUGUCGGAAUUAAUUUCAACCCUUAAAUAAGUUUUUUCGCUGCUAGAGAGUUCUCUAUUCGUCAACGAGAUCACCCACUCGCUGCCGCCAUUUUUCUCACGGAGCUGUUUUUAGGCGUUGCUGACGCUGGCAAAAUCAAAUUUUCAAUAAGUCACGUGCCUAAAAGUACCAACGGGCACCAUGAGCGCCGCGAAGGAGGGUAAGGAGAAGAAGCCUGUUGCCACUGUGGUGAAGAUCGUGGAAGUUGAGUCUGUUUCGCCGUCAAAGGACAAGCGCCCCACCCGCAUGAAGCUCCUGAACAAUGUCUCCGCAAGUUCGCCCCAAACGUCCCCCCCAAAGACGGACAAACGAAGUGGCCCUAAAGGAUCACGCAUUAAAAUACUCAACGAGGAUGUGUUGGUCGCACCGAAAGUUGAGAAGAGGCGUUCCACGAAACCUACCAGCCCUGGGGCCACCGCCACCUCGACAGUGAAGAUCCUUAACGAAAAGAGGAUAGUGCCAGCUGAGGACACUGCGCUUGAAACUACCAAGAUUAAAAUUUCUCCGCCGAAGAGGAACAAGAUGGAUCAUUAUGUACUGCAGCCUGUAAAAGUGGAAAAUAACAAGUCUGCCAGCCAAGCUACAGCUGGCGCAACCGGAGAAGACGAAGACACCAUCGCCUUUAUACUGGGGGACGACGAUGAAGUGGUGCCCGCAUCCACAAGCCGUUCGAAUGGUCAGGAGAUAUUGGUGACAGAAGAGGAGGAGGAAGAGGAAGAGGAUGACUUGGACGAAGAGGGCGAUUCACCUGGCGGAAGCAACAAGAAUUCCGGCCACAAGGCCGUCAAGGAGAUCGUGGAGCACGUGUGUGGCAAGUGCUACAAAACCUUCCGCAGGCUAAUGAGUUUAAAGAAGCACUUGGAGUUCUGCCGCUACGACAGCGGCUAUCAUUUGCGCAAGGCUGAAAUGCUGAAGAAUUUGGAGAAAAUCGAAAAGGACGCGAUUGUCUUGGAGAAGAAGGACAUAUGCUUCUGCUGCUGCGAAAGCUACGAUACUUUUCACCUGGGACACAUCAACUGCCCCGACUGCCCCAAAUCGUUCAAGACACAGACCAGCUACGAGCGGCACAUCUUCAUCACUCAUUCGGAGUUUAGCGACUAUCCAUGCUCUAUUUGUAAUGCCAACCUUCGCAGCGAGGCCUUGUUGAAGCUGCACGAGGAGCAGCACAAAUCACGGGGCAAGCCCUACGCCUGCAAGAUCUGCGGCAAGGACUUCACGCGCUCCUAUCACCUGAAGCGCCACCAAAAGUAUUCUUCCUGCUCAGCAAACGAAAACGACACUAUGAGCUGCAAGGUGUGCGACCGGGUUUUCUACCGAUUGGAUAAUUUGCGAUCGCACUUGAAACACCAUCUGGGAACUCAGGUGGUCAAGAAACCGGAAUACAUGUGUCACGUCUGCAAGAACUGUUUCUACAGCCUGUCAACGCUCAACAUACAUAUCCGCACACACACUGGCGAGAAACCCUUUGAUUGUGAUUUGUGCGACAAAAAAUUCUCCGCUUUGGUAGCUCUCAAGAAGCAUCGGCGCUAUCAUACUGGAGAGAAACCUUACAGCUGCACUGUCUGCAACCAAGCCUUUGCCGUCAAGGAAGUGCUUAAUCGGCACAUGAAACGACACACUGGCGAGCGACCGCAUAAAUGCGAAGAAUGUGGCAAAAGCUUCAUUCAGGCCACUCAGCUGCGAACUCAUUCCAAAACUCACAUUCGUCCCUUCGCCUGCGAUAUGUGCGAAGAGAAGUUUAAGACCGAGAAACAACUCGAACGCCACGUUAAAGAACAUUCUCGCCAAAAGCGCGCCGUAUUUUCUUGCACUGAGUGCAAGCGUCAUUUCCGCAACACUGCUCAGCUUAAGCAGCACAUGGAUGCCGGUGACCACUCUGAAAAAUCGGGAGAAAAACCACAGCGUGCCAAACGGUCUUCCACCAAGGUAUUGGAGCGCACGGAUUGCGCCAUUUGCGACAAGAACUUCGACAGCAGCGAAACUUUGCGUAAGCACAUUCGCUCUGUCCAUGAGUGCGAUCCAGAUGACAUCUUUGGCAUUCAACCGCCGUCUGCCAAGCGCGCCAAAAUCAACAAAAUACCAAAGGUUGAUGAGGAGGAGGAGGAGGAGGUGGUACCAGUGGCACUGAAUGCAUCAUCGGGUUCCCUGAUUUCCAGCCAAACAGACGACAAUGGUGUCGUGGUGCGGGAGUUUUUGGUGGACGAAGGCGAUGGCACUGCUCAGACUAUUACUUUGGAAAACGAAACCUAUACCAUUCUCCCAUUGGAUGGAGAAAUCGCGGCAGAGCAAAUAACUGAUGAAGGUGUCAAAGUGGAGGGACAAAAGACGCCGCCCAAGAAGUCCCCGGUCGUUAAGAAAGAGAAGCGAAAGUCCUUGGGUGCUAGCUUGGCUGCAGCAAUUGCUGAUAACAUCGAAGUACCGCCAGUCGAGGAAGACUUUGAGGGUGAAGUUCUGACCGAAGAGGAUCUAAAACUGAAAGAAAACAUUGCUAAGCUGAUUGACAUGCUGGUGGAUCCGCCGAUCUUGAAGAAAUACGGCUGGCCAAACGCCCCCGAGGAAAUGGUGCUCUGCAAGGUGAUCGAAAAUUGUGGCUACGAUCUGAACAAGGGCGCCGAAAACUACGCCGAACUGGACUACGGCAGCAGGAUGAGGGAAUACUGCAAGCUAUUGUUCACUGUGGUCAUUCACAACGAUUCCAUCAAGUCCCUGCUCAACAACUUUCCAAUUGACGAUGUGAUUGAAUAUGUGUUGGGGGAUGAGGACCAGGACGAGGACGGCGCUGACAAGGAGAAGGAAAUUGAGGGAAAAACUCGUCCUAAAGCUGCAUCAUCGAAAAAGGAAGACGGAAAGGUUUUAAAAGCAUGACGGAAUAUGAAAUAUGGCAUCUAACUAGGCAUUAUUUUCAAGUUCAAUAUUCUUAAAAGCGACGCAACAUUUCUUACAAAAAUAACUCAAACUUGUUGGUUUCAGUUUAAACACUAAGUGACCUUAAAAGAGAAACUUUGCUUUUGUUAUUUAAUACAUCGUUAUCUUGAACGCAUUUCCAAAUUUUUCAUUAUCCCAAAAAAAGAAGCUAAACCAACAGUUUGAAUAUCGAAGAUAUUUUGAUAUUAUACACAUUAAUAUUUACUGAAUUGAGAAAUGUACGCCAUGCAGACUAUGCAUGUAUUAUUUUUUAUAAAACUUAUUAAAUUUACAAGAAACCAG
This is a messenger RNA of Drosophila ananassae, 3485 nucleotides long. It is a transcript of the gene su(Hw), whose product is annotated as protein suppressor of hairy wing-like. The record is from RefSeq and is a predicted model, not a curated record. The coding region runs from base 420 to 3143 and encodes 907 amino acids. Gene Ontology annotation, molecular function: RNA polymerase II cis-regulatory region sequence-specific DNA binding; DNA-binding transcription factor activity. Gene Ontology annotation, biological process: regulation of transcription by RNA polymerase II. The transcript has 7 exons. Lineage: Eukaryota; Metazoa; Arthropoda; Insecta; Diptera; Drosophilidae.